GGAAAGGAAGCAGCCUGUCCACUGCUGUUACACAAUCCAAUUAGCUCGGAGUGUCACCGAUAAGAACUCUGGACCAGAUCAGACGGGGUCUUUUAGUGACCAGUUGUGCAUCGUUAGUUGGCCGGAAAACCACUAGGAUCCUCCUCAGCAGAGGUUCUAAUGAUCAAGGAUUAUACAAGGGAUCCACAAGGUAACAGUACUGCUUUAAUAAGCUGGGAUGGUGUUGACUGUAUACUUGUUGGCACUUAUCUUCAUCUGGACAGGAAAGGCUGCGGAAUUUGUUGUUCCACCAUGUGACCGGGACAUGUUUGAUAGCGGUGUUGACAAGUGCCUGUCAGACUUCAACAGGAGCAUGGAGACCAGUGGCUACCAGGACAGGUGCCCGUGGCCAACAGGAAAACACGUCUACAACCAACUCAAAAGUUGCGUGGAUGAUUUCGCAAUUGGGUCGUGGUGUCGGGGUCACGGAUUUCUGGUAGACACCAUCUUCUUGGAGGUUCAUAAGGUAUACUUUAAGCUGUGUGGACAGGUGCACGACCCCCCGCUCACCACUCUGAUCCUGUUAAUAGCCCCUGUUGUCAUCGCCACCCUCUCCCUGCCAGUUCUCUGUGUUAAUCUCACCACCUGGAAGACAGAGAUGUCCGGCACUUUGGGGCUCUGAUGUGCUGAGCUCACAUUAUUUCUAUUUUAUUAUUCUCAGAAUUGUGGCCAUUCUCACUAGGGUUGAACAAUUUUGGGAUUUUUUUUUCUCACUGCCAGAUAUUGGGAUUUCUUUUUUUUUAAAGCUAUACAGCCCUUUCAACAAUCAUGUUAAAUAAAGUAAUAUAAAUACAUGUAAGAUCCACUGAAAAUAGGACAUUUCUGGAAACAAUCCGUGAUAUGGGACAUUAUUCCAGCACUUAUCAUAAAUUUUCUUUAAUUUUUUAAUUUAGAAUUGAAUUAAAAUUAUGAAAAGAGCAAUUAAAUAAAAAAAAUAAAAAAAAGUUAAAUUGAAAACUAAAUAUUUCCCUUUUGAUUAAUCACGGUCUUACAUCCUUUAGAUUAAAAAAAUAUAUUAAUUGUUCAGCCCUCAUUCUGACAGUGGGUCAUGCUAAUUUGCACUCGGCAGCUAUGGUGCAGAGAUAUCGGGAAAUGUAGACUCUCGCAAAAUUAUAUAUAUAUAUAUACUGUAUAUAUCACAGAAGCUCUUAAAAUACACCUUAAUUUAAUGAAAAUGAGUUAGGAAACAUGAGCCAAUCCAUAGGGCUAAUGUCUGUUUAUGUCUGUUAAUAUCUGGAUGGACAAGCGUUUAAGAUGAUUUAUGUAAAACCAAAGGCUCAAACUCUUCGUCGUAUAAUAAUCUUCACAAAAUCUCUACAACGGGGCCGGCGAGUGCAAAGUUGGUCUGACCCGUACUCAGAACAGCCAAUUUGAAAAAGUACUGCGAUGUCCCUUCAAGUAAUAGACAUGUACAAACCAAAAAAAUCUGUUACACGUACCGAAACACUGAAAUCUGGAAUAUUAUUAUCAAAGUGUACAAUUAUAGGCAAUAUUCACAGGUACUAUGUCUACCAGCACUGCUUACUAAUAUAACAGGUUGUGUGUCUUUUGUUUUAUUUAGACAAAAACCCAACGUGUAAAAACAACAAUAAUUAACGGUUCAGUGAGGAGUUAAUUGCUAUGAAUGAGUAUUUCAAAUCAUUUUCUACCUAAAAUAUUAGAUUGCAUGAAAUCGAAUGUGGAGCACACUUCCAAAGCAACUGUCCAGUUGAUUCCUCCCGUAUCUUUGUAUAAUCUGUAGGCAGGAAUGUAUGUCAACUGUCUAAAACGUGAACUUCCUUACGCAUUAUUAAUGAGGAGAGGACAAACGACACCGUAAUGAUCCACUCAUACUUGAAUGAUCUGUAUUGUACAAAACAAGGAUUCUGUUUGUAUUUGAAACACACAAUAAGUAUUUAUUUCAGACAAAAAAAUAAUGUUUUACAUUUGUUUGAAAAGCUCUUUACAGCAUGAAUAAGAUGGACCUGCUAUUCAAGUAUCCACACGUCCCUAAGGGUCAGUCUGUGUUACGAAUGCAAACACGCUGCAUGUCAUCAUUUUGUCAUCAGAUCAGCAUCAGAGGAGAGUUAUUAACACACGGCGAGAGAGGAAGUAAACACGAGUCGAGCACGUAGCAGUCCAACGGAUUAGCCACGUCGCUCCGUUUUCGUCUGGACGCGUAACGAGUUACCGUGAGCGUGUCGUCGUGGGAGAAUGACGUGUUUUUCAGACAAGAAGUGGUUUCAUAAGUCUGGUUCCGAUGAGUUCUGAGAACAGGAUGUGCUUAGGUUAAAAAACAACAACACACACUUAAACGCAGGGUUGGUAAUGCUAAGAAGAUUAGAAAGUAGCAUCUCCUCGGGCUCUGUCUAACCCCUGGCAUGCAGACUUUUUACUCGCCGUUUUUUGCGAUUUUUUUCAAAUAUUUUUAGCAUGGUGGGCGGUUGUGAGUAACCGCUCGUCCAUUCUGCAGUAGACCACGUGCGCUGAGCUCAGGCUCGUCCACGGGAGCGGUAGAGUACACUCAGCGGGACAAGGAGGCAUUUCAUUGGCUCAUUCCCAGCAGACUGCGAGGCAGUGAUUGGUGGGUGCUUCUUUUUACAGGAUUACAUCUGUAAAAUACAGAUCUUUUUUGCUCCUUUUUCAAAAGCCCAUACGUUAUUUAUUGCUGUUGAGGUGUUAAGACCACUUCAACCAAUAUAUUAAAAAGUGUAUCGCUACCAGCCCUGCCUUUAAAAGAGCUUUAACAGUGUUUGGAGAUAAAUACUGAAGUUGUCGGGAAAUCAUGGUUUUAAAUGAGCGUGGUGGUUGUAAUUUUCAUAGGUUUUCCUGAAUGGACAUAUACCUGCCACAACACUGAAAUAAAACCAGUGUUAUGUUAAAGAGAACCUUUCACUGAAUACAAAACCAGUAUCCACAAAGGAUUAGUAUUUCAUUUACAACCAACAGGAUGGACGAAAUGUGACAAUGGAGAGCAAAACUUGUCAAGAAAGGCUGAACUAAUCCUUUGUUAUGCAGUGCAAUUAAAGAAAAAGGAAGGGCAUUCCUGUUGCAUCCAUAAGGGACUAUCCACAAUAAUUCUCUGCUCUUAUAUCAGCGUGAACAGCCUUCCUUCUAAUGGUGGAUCUAAUUUCACAUUUAUCAGAUUUAUAGCUCAAUAAUGGUCGAAGCUGACACACUAUUCCAUAUGCUAGAACGCCCAAGAUCGCCAGACGUCUUUACUCAAACCAACGAGCUUGAAUUAAAAGAGGUUCAACAAUAACAGAGCCGAGUCUUAGAUUUGGGUGGGUGGUCUGCCCUGCUACCACGGUGGUACAGGGCGACUAAAUGUGGUCAACUCCCAACGUUGACAUGGCAGAACCUUUUGAGGGU
This is a messenger RNA of Etheostoma spectabile (orangethroat darter), 3390 nucleotides long. RefSeq names its product receptor activity-modifying protein 1. Gene Ontology annotation, molecular function: coreceptor activity. Gene Ontology annotation, cellular component: signaling receptor complex; cell surface; membrane. The transcript is spliced from 5 exons. Lineage: Eukaryota; Metazoa; Chordata; Actinopteri; Perciformes; Percidae. Gene Ontology annotation, biological process: protein localization to plasma membrane; receptor internalization; regulation of G protein-coupled receptor signaling pathway. The record is from RefSeq and is a predicted model, not a curated record. The coding region runs from base 218 to 661 and encodes 147 amino acids.